This is a messenger RNA of Phlebotomus argentipes, 1191 nucleotides long. Its product is annotated as venom serine protease-like. Gene Ontology annotation, biological process: proteolysis. Gene Ontology annotation, molecular function: serine-type endopeptidase activity. Bases 1 to 1191 code for a protein of 396 amino acids. The record is from RefSeq and is a predicted model, not a curated record. Lineage: Eukaryota; Metazoa; Arthropoda; Insecta; Diptera; Psychodidae. The transcript has 4 exons.
AUGUGGAUUAUCGCACUUAUUUGCGGCCUUGUUCUGCCUUCCGCAUUGGGACAGGCCUGCAACUAUGCUCAGAACGUUGGUACAACGCCAACUACGUUCUCGAUCAACCAAUCUGGAACCUACAGUGGAGGAGCACAGUGCAACUGGUAUGCCACCGCCAAUCAGGACUAUCGCAUCAAGCUGACGUGCUUAAUCAAUGUUCCCAACGGAAAUUCGGGCUGUCCGCAGGAUUACCUCUCCGUAUCGCGCACAGGCAGGACGGACUUCGCCGACGGCUACAAGUACUGCGGACAGGGCAGUUUUACGGAGUAUUCCACCUACAAUCAGAUGAGCAUCAGGCUGUUCUCGCAGUCCUACUCGGCCGGCGGAAGUUUCUCCUGCACCAUUCAAGCUGUCUUCGAGCCUUGCAAUUGCGGACGAAGGAAGAGUACUCGCAUUGUUGGCGGCGUGAAUGCUGGUAUUAAUGAGUUCCCAAUGGCAGCCGCUCUUCACACUUCGAAUUCCUGGCAUUUACACAUUCUCUCUCUCUCUUUUCCUUCAGUCUCCAACUGGCGAGUCGUGACGGCACAGCACUGUCUCGGUGGCCAGACGCCAAGCAAUGUGGGCGUCCUCGUGGGUGAAUACGACACCAGCACUGGCAGUGACACUCCCUACACUGCCCUGUACUCUUCCGAGUCCUUCGUGUGCUACACCAACUGCAACACGAAUCCCAAUGGCCAGAACGACAUUGCCCUGAUCAAAACAAGGACUGAGAUCCAGAUGAAUCCGGGUGUGGGCAUCGUGUGCCUGCCAUGGAAGUACGCCACCAACACUGCCAACCAGUUCGCCGGCGCGACAGUGGAAGUGACUGGCUGGGGAGAUCUCGACUUCGGCGGCCCCGGCACGAAUGUGCAGCAGAAGACGCGUCUGUCUGUGAUCACGCAGUCAGCGUGCCAGAGUGCCUUGGGCACCACGAUCACGGACGCGCGCCAAGUGUGCACAUACGGCCAGGGAAACACCGACACGUGCCAGCGCGACUCAGGCGAGGGACUGCUGUACACUGGAGACAAUGGACGCCUGUACGACGUGGGCAUUGUCAGCUUUGGCGAUCAGUGCGCACUGGCGAAUCGCCCCUCCGUCAACACCAGGAUGACGUACUACCUUAACUGGAUAAUUACCAACUCACCAGAGUCCAGAUAUUGCAGUAUGUAG